This is a messenger RNA of Macrosteles quadrilineatus (aster leafhopper), 1549 nucleotides long. RefSeq lists its product as uncharacterized. The transcript has 5 exons. Gene Ontology annotation, molecular function: arylformamidase activity. Bases 141 to 1142 code for a protein of 333 amino acids. The record is from RefSeq and is a predicted model, not a curated record. NCBI's taxonomy places the organism in Eukaryota, Metazoa, Arthropoda, Insecta, Hemiptera, Cicadellidae.
UGCGUACGUCUCUCAUCGUCUUCCCCAGCUGCCUGACAGACGGGAUGACGUUGGUGAUAAAACCAAGAUAUAUCAUAUGACAAGAACAGCGCUUAAAAACAUGCUUUACUGAGAGAUGCAUACGGGAACGAUAGAAGACUAUGGGAAUCAUGCGUGCUGUCUUGUUCCUGUCAUGUCUUCUGUUUUUGGCAAAAUCCGGUGAGGGCGCGACGGACUGUGCCUACUCGUCAGCACUCCUGUCGUACACGUUCUCCCACAGGGCCAGGGUCAUCCCUAACUUCGAGCCCUUCAUCAUCACGCCCGAGGAGGACCUACUGGACAUCCUCCUAGAUCCUCUCAAUAUCACCGUUAAUCGCUACUUCUCCGCAGAUGAAGUCGGUACCCAUGUGGAUAUGCCGGGACGGUUUCACGUGGACGGAUACCGCGUUGGGGAGAUAGGAUUUUGUGACUUCUUCCUGGUGCCGGGUAUUAAGAUAGACGUGUCGGCCAAGGCGGCCAAAGUACGAGACUAUGAAGUGACAGUGGAAGACAUUGAAGAAUGGAUUUGUGAGAACGGACCGCUGCCUGAGAGAGCGAUUGUGCUGUUCGACUUCGGCUGGAGUUACCGUUACGACGACGCCAGGAGGUACUUCGGAGAUGACUCUCUACUAGAUCUUCUGCUGCCGCUACAAUACAGCUGGCCUGGAGUGUCUCUCGAGGCUGCGGAGUUCUUGGUGCAAUGCGCGAGUAACAUUAUCGCUGUGGGGGUGGAUUCCCCCGGAGUAGACACCGGAUACUCUACCAGUCCUGCUGAGGCAAUUCCUCCCCUGGAGCCGACGUCUCGGUACCUCACCAGAUACGGUCUCUACCUCAUCGAGAACCUGCAACUGAGGAGCGUCGAGCUGCCUAACCGUGGCUUCUUCCUCACAGUCGGAGUACAGAACCUGCAGGUGAUGACUGCAUCACCGGCCUACGUAGUGGCAGAGUACUGCGCUGACGCCACCCCCGAGCUUGUGUGUCCCGCCCCUACCCUGGAGAGCGUGCUCAACGGAUUCUACCCCUACCCUGGCCGCGGGCAACGUCCCGGCCUUACCCGCCCCCCGUACCGCGGUUCCCGUCUACCCCACUACCACCGUAUCGGCAGAGGAUACCGUCCACGAUAAAACUCAAUAAAUUUAGCUUAGUUAAACAACAACUGAAUUUAUUUUACAACCAGACAUCUAAAGCUUUCCGCAUUUGAAGGGGUCGAUCCAAACGAACAACGAAACUUUUUCAACCCCGAACCUCCUGAGCAACACGGCACGCACGUCCUUCCCCUCUCUUCACUAGCUUAGUUUUUUAUAUAAUUUAGUCCUGGAUGACAUUGUUGGUGAUUGUAUACGUUGAUUGUACAGAUAAUAUAAGUUUUAGAAUAAAAUAUUGUCACUUAAUAAUUUCCUGUUUAAUUCUUUAGUCUUCCGAGUAGACAUUAUUGCGAGGGCUCGACCGAACCUGAAGUCGUUUCACGGAAAGACGCUUUAACGCUUUAGAAGACUGGUUUAACAUUAAUAAAAUUAUUUUUAUUUUCUUA